GCUUACAGAGGGAGGAGCUCCUAGGUAUUUAGCUCUCAUAGUUCCCACAGCCAAGCUCCUCAACAGUGAGGGAGAUAGUUUUGCUGUCCUGCAGACGUAUGAAAAUGACACAAGGGACUGUUUGCUGGUUUGGAGGAGUAUGGGGAUUAUUGUUGUGGUGUGCUUUAUUUGGCCCCUGCACAGAUGGCCAGAGAGCACCACAGAGACAUCCAAACUGUAGGUAUGACUAUCUGCCUCAGAACCACCAGAGUGGUAAGGAUCCUUGGCACAAAGGGCACCCCAGGAUCCCUAGGAAGUACUGUGACACCUCAUUCAACAACCAGUCAGCUGGCGCCAUCACCCAGAGGUGUGGCCCUGGAUACUACAGAGAGAGGACAGGGCCUCAUAGGGGCCAGUGUGUACCCUGCAACUGUAACAGCCUGUCUAAUGAAUGUGACGAGCAAACAGGGAGAUGUCUGAACUGUCAGUACAAUACUGAUGGGGAUCGAUGUGAGCGCUGCAAGGAAGGUUACUACGGCAAUGCUGCCCAAAAGACCUGUCGUGGGUGUCCAUGUCCCUUCAGAGCCAACAAUUUUGCAGUAGCAUGUCUGGAUAUUGGUGCAAAUGAAAUCGAAUGUUUGUGCAAACCUGGCUACACUGGAACCAGAUGUGAGAGGUGUGCCCCUGAUUACUAUGGUAACCCAAUGAUAUAUGGAGGCAGGUGCCAGCGAUGCCACUGUGAUGCUACCAGUACCUGUGACCAUCUGACUGGAAAGUGUAAGAAGCCUGAUGAUCCCGGCACAGAUGACCAAUGCAUAGAGUGUGACAGCUGUACUCAGGCCUUACUGAAUGAUUUGGAAAAUAUGGAUGAUGGGCUGGAAUUGCUAAGGCAGCAGCUUCAGGGCAUUGGUUCCAACAGCUCACCAGCCAACCUUAACCAGCUGGAAGGUGCCAUUAAUGAAACAAAGGCUCUGGUUGGAAGGUACAGCACUACUGUGGAUGCUCAGGGCCCAAAGGUCAAUCUGCUGGAAGCAGAAGUUAUGAGUCUGGGUCAGGACAUAAGCCUACUGGAAGACAAGGCAAGUUACUCUCUCUCAGAUGCUGAGAAUGUCUUGGUGAAAGUGAUCCAAACCAAACAGAGAGCCGAGGAUUUUAUCCCUGAAGCUCAAGAUCUUCUAAUGAAUAUAGAAGAUCUCCUUCAACAGCUGAGUGAGGCUAAUUCUAGUGUAACCAACAUCACUGUGGGAGUGGAGGAGGUAGCCAGGAUGAUGAAGGUGGUGCAGCGCAUGGUGAAGGAGAUGAGACAGCUUGGCUGCAGUAACCAGACAGUGACGGCUGCCAGGGAGCAAGAGGACGCUCACAAACUCUUGGACUUCAUCAAGAACAAUGUGGCAGCUCCAUUAGAUGACAACCAGGCUGUAGCCAAUGAGACGGCAGAGUCCCUGAUGACGUCGGUAUCUGCGUUGAGUGAUCUGGCAGCGGCUGUGGCAGAAGCAAACAAUAUGGUUAACAGGACACGGAGCCUCAACUUCAACAGUACUGACUUCCUAAGAAUCCUGACGCAACUAAGAGGUGAGCUGGAGAGGAAACGUGAUUCAGUGCUUCCUGAAAUGAAUAUGACCAAAGAUAAACUGAAGAAUAUCACAGGCCUUGUGGAAAUGAUGAAGGAGAUGAAAAAGGAAUACGAGCACCUUGCAGCCGAGAUAGACGGAGCCAAGCCCAAUCUAACCAAGAGGCUGAAUGAUAUCGCUAAAGCAAAACAGAAGGAGGGCAUUGUCGUCAUGGCAGAGGAGCAUGCAGAGGAACUAAACAGACUGGCAAUGGAACUACACAUGGCAGUGCAUAAUGCCACCAACAGCUCUGACCUGCAGCAUGCCUCAGAAAGCAUCAGAGCCUACAGCAGCAUCAUAAAAGCCAUUGAAGAGGCAGAGAUGGAGGCCAACCAAUCCAAAGAGGCAUCCGACAAAGCUCUGAAGGAUGUGGAGGAGCAAGGUCUGACCAACAGGUCUGAGGAACUAAAGCAUAAUGCAAGUAGCUUACUGACCGAGGCCAUGAAUGCUGAGAAGGACCUCAGAGAGACCUCAGCCAAAGUUGACAACCACAAGCAACGUGUUGGUCAGACCAAGAACAAAAGAGAGAUGCUGAGAAAAGAUGCUCUUGCAGUUACAGAGAAUCUUAAAGAGAUUCAAAGAGAUGACAUUGGGAAGCUCAUAGACUCUGCCAAAGCAACUGUCAACGCUGCCAAUAACACAGUCAAUGACGUAACAGACAGACUAAAUAAUAUCAGCUUGGGACAUAUAAGGCUUCCUAAUGUCAGUUCAAACAUUGGCAGUGUGCUCGAUGAGGCUGGCAAUGAAUUGAAGAAAUUGAACGAGACAUGGCCUACUUUGGAAGACACCCUCAGCAGGGUGCAAAACCUGUGCUCCCAGGCUCCUCCUAGUGUCAGUAUGACAGACAGCAUCAGGAGAAUCAAGGACGUGAUAGAGGAGGCCAGAGACAUUGUCAAAAGGCUCUCUAUCGGCAUGACCUUCAAUGGGAAGGGUCACAUUGAGCUCCGCCCCCCCACCAAUGUUGAGGAUUUGAAGGCGUUUACAGCUGCUGAACUUCUUCUCAACCGCCAGGAGACCAAGCCCACUAGGGGGGACCGCAGCCGUAGGCGCAGACAGAACACACAGGAUGACAGAAACCUCUUUGUGCUCUAUCUCGGCAACAAGGACUCAUCCAAAGACUUCAUUGGAAUGGCUGUAAAGAAUAACACUCUCCGCUGUGUAUACAAGCUGGGUGGAGUCGUACAUGAGUUGAACACCGACCACAUAACCAGAACCAAAGUGAACUCCACUGUUUUUGACAAGGUCGUCUUUAACAGAGUUUACCAAGAUGCUGAGCUCAGUCUCACACACAGGUUCCCAUCACAGUCUGUCGAAGUUUCUAAGGAGAGUAACCGGCCCAACACGACAGUUGGCCUCCUCAACCUGGACACCAACAGUGUGGUCUUCUACGUAGGCGGUUAUCCUGAUGCCUUCACUCCUCCAGUGGAGCUGCGCUACCCCAAAUACUGUGGAGCCAUCAAACUGUCUACUAUCAAUGAUCAAUUCUUUAGUCUGUACAACUUCAAGAAUGCCAUCAACGUAGACAAACAGUCCUAUAUAAAGGUUAGUGUUAGUCUACAGUCAACAGUGCCUUAUUAUUUUGACGGCACUGGUUACGGUUUGGUUACGGCCAUUAAAGAAAUUGAAACCCCGAAAAGAGGAGUGCUCAAGUUCCACACAAACAGCCAGGUGGAGAAUGCAUUACUGUUUUAUAAAGGAAAUGAGGAUUCGUACACUAGUGUUACUGUGGAGAGAGGGUAUGUUGUGCUGCAGGGAAGACACGGCACCCAAGUCCUCAAUGCCAAGAGUACUAGAAAAGUUUCACUCAAUAAUGAACAAUUUGUAAUAGUCAUGGAUACAACAUUUAAAGUACAUGUGGCUGGAGUACCAACUGAGAUUGUCAAAAUAGACAACAUCAUGGAAGGUUUCAAACAUUUCUACAUUGGGGGUCUACCAGCGUCAUUAAGAGAAAGAGAUAAUGUCACAACCCCACCAUUCAGAGGAUGUAUAGAUAAUGUGAUUUUACAAUCUAAGGAGAUUGAGUUUAACACGACAAUUGGUGUCAGUGUUGGAUGCCCAACCUCGCUUUUGGGUGUUCGUGAAGCUACUUUCCACCCUGGUGGCUCCCUCUCAGUGGACCCACAGGAUUUCUGGACCACCCCUGCGGCCAUGGUUUCUUUGGGGUUCAGGACCAUGGAGAAUAAAGGUGUUCUUCUCAGGACCAGCGAAGAGCGUCAUGGAUACCAGCUCUCAUUGGUUGAUGGCUAUGUGAUGUUUAACUUUGAUGAAAAUGCCUUGAAGUCUACCAAGACAUACAACGAUGGAAGAUGGCACUACUUGACUGCAUUAAGGAAUGGCACACAAUUGGAGUUGAGGGUUGAUAAUGGUGAUUUGGGUCAGCAUCAAACCUCCCCCCAAGACAAGCCCAAUGAACAGCAGGUUGUGUUGGGAGGAGAGACCUUCAGGGGCUGCCUGGCUAACCUUCAUAUCAGGAGGCCUGAAGAAAGCUUUAUUCCUGCUGACUUCAGCUCAUUCACCCAGAAGGGAGAUGUGAUCCUGGGGAUGUGCAGACUACAGCCCCCUCCUCAGGCCAUAUGGGAGCCAGCAAGCCUUCAAGAGAGGCCCAAGAAACUCAAACCAAGAUCUGGUGCUGUGCAUACUGAGUGCAGACUGCCCAAAGUGUCUGACCCCCAGGCAUACCAGCUAACUGGGGCUGCUAGUUGGCUCAGUUACAUCAUCGCACCUGAAGAACUUAAUUUCAGGCCUCACUUCUCCCUGGAGAUCAGAACCAGGUCAUCUGAGGGGCUGUUGCUCCAUGUCUCAGGGAACGGGGACAUCUCCCAAGUCUCUCUGUACAUGACCAACGGCAAGAUCAAACUCUCACUGGGGAAGGACAGAGUCAUCUACAACAAGAAAAAGAGCAACGAUGGAAGAUGGCAUACAGUAAUGGUCAGUGUGGAGAAGAACACUUUCCACCUGGUCGUGGAUGGUUUCCGUGUGCCUGAUGGUAUUCUACCUGCAGAGGAGGGUUCCUCCUUAGCCCUGCAGAACCCGGUCUAUCUGGGCAGUGACCCUGCCUCCAAAACCUCUUGGGGUCAGGGUGGCUCUCUUCCCAAGAAGAGUGUGAUUGGCUGUAUACGCCAUUUCAAAGUGUACAAUGUUCUGGUUGGUGAACCAGCCGCCAAUCACGGGGCCCCGCCCUGCUUUGAUGGGGCAACAGAGACGGGGGCAUACUUUGCUGGCACAGGGCAUGUGGUCUUAGAUAAGUUCUUUACUGUGGGCUCCCGUUUUGAGCUGACCUUUGAGGCUCGUCCACGGAACACUACAGGCCUCCUCUUCCAUGCCAGGGGUCGUCGUAGGAACAGCUUAAGUGUCUUCAUGAGGAAAAACAAGGUGGAGGUCCACGUGAAUGAUGGGUUAGGUGACUACAGUGCAUCUGUGACACCUCAACAAAACCUGUGUGAUGGCACAUUCCAUGUUAUUGCAGUGUCCAAACAGAACAAUGUAGUCCAACUGAACGUGGACUCAGAGUCUCAGCGUACGGUCGGGCCUUCCCACUCCUCCUACACAAUGACUAAGGAUUCCUUCUACAUUGGUGGCAUGUCCGGCACAUCAAAGCAUAAAGGAGUGCCAGUCUCUUCUUCGUUUGUUGGCUGCUUGCGGAACAUAAAGGUCAAUAAAAAGCCUGUUGUUUUUAAGACAGCCUCCAGUGUGGUCGGCCCUGUGAACGUCAAUGAAUGCCCAGCAGACUAAGGGGAUGAAAUCAAUGAGUGUUGCCCCAGAUUACCUAAUUCGCUGAACCACUGAGAUUAUCUGUCUAUGACUCAGCGGUAAACGGCUGCAAAUAUGUGUAAUAGAUAGACACUCACCUCUUCAUGUGCAAAUUAUACCACUGGAGGGCACUGCAGUGCUCUUAUAACUGUGUUGUUGGCUUUGCAAGGUAAUUCACACUGUUGGGGUUUAAGGCAAUGUUUUCAAAGUGUUUCAUGAAUUGAACAUUCACACCUUUUAAAUUACAGUGACAGUGACUUUGAUGUAUUCUAUGAAUUAACAGGAAGAAAUACCUCUCAAGAUGAGCUGGCACACAAAUGUUAUCCCUAGUGAGGCUAAAAUAUAAUUGAUAUUAUUUCAAAAACCAUGUCUCACGUUGAUCAGUCUACAGUUUUCAUUUCAAUGAAAUUACCAAUGUGGAAUAGACGUGAAUUGAUUUUUGUGUCCAGUGGGUUGCUGCUGUAAAAAUUUAACUGCAAUUGCACAAUUCGUUUCAAUAUACUAAAAGUUAAGGUUUAACCAAAUGCUUGUCAAAUCCAAUAAAAGGAAUACCAAACUUAACACCUGAACAAUUUUGCCAAUAUUAUGAUUGGACUACUCCCAUUGGCAUGCCAUGUAGUCAUCAUUAAUACUAGGAGUGAGAAGAUGUUAUUAUGGGGUUCUAGGCUCUCCUCCCAGGCUGACUGCAACAGUCUACUGAGGUUAGUUCUGCACAAAGCUAGGACCCCCUGGCAUGGCACACAUCCUUUAUUCAUGCAGGGUGCAAAAAUGUGUGUCUAAUGCACGUCUGGGCUUAGCUCAUACUGUGACCAUGGACUGCAGAGUCCAGACAACAUCCUCUCUCUCUCUCUCCACUCUGUCUUCAUCUACAUCUUGCACAUCAUAUAAAACAUAAUGAAAUGCUUCAAUAUACUGGAUCCCUUUCAGUUGGUUUAUUAUUCUCCUAGUUGGGGAUACACCCUUGUCACAUACCUCACUGCACAUCACACCAGCACCAGUCUGUGCUUGCAAUUCU
Molecule: messenger RNA, 6354 nt
Organism: Salvelinus sp. IW2-2015
Lineage: Eukaryota; Metazoa; Chordata; Actinopteri; Salmoniformes; Salmonidae
Gene: lama3
Product: laminin, alpha 3
Biological process (GO): intracellular signal transduction; lipid metabolic process; regulation of cell migration
Molecular function (GO): signaling receptor binding; phosphatidylinositol-4,5-bisphosphate phospholipase C activity
Source: RefSeq, a predicted model, not a curated record